Messenger RNA from Arachis stenosperma, 1119 nucleotides. Its product is annotated as putative pectinesterase 63. Gene Ontology annotation, biological process: cell wall modification. Gene Ontology annotation, molecular function: pectinesterase activity. Bases 1 to 1119 code for a protein of 372 amino acids. The record is from RefSeq and is a predicted model, not a curated record. Lineage: Eukaryota; Viridiplantae; Streptophyta; Magnoliopsida; Fabales; Fabaceae. The transcript is spliced from 4 exons.
AUGGCCACAAAACCAAGAAACUCCAACACUAAGGUGUCUCUCAUGGUCAUGGUUACAAUAAUCCUAACAACAUCCAAUGUUGUUCUGUGUGAUGAUAAAACUCCAGUUCCAACUGACAGGGGACAACUGGAAUCAUGGUUCAACCAAAAUGUGGGUCCAUUGGAACAAAGAAAGAGCACUUUGGACCCUGCUCUUGUGGCGGCCGAGCAAGGUCCUAAAGUGGUUAAGGUAAUGCAAGACGGUAGCGGCGAUUUCAAGACCAUCACCGACGCCGUCAAUAGCGUCCCUUCCGGGAAUGCCAAGCGGGUGAUAAUCUCCAUAGGUGCUGGGAAUUACAAUGAGAAGAUCAAGAUUGAAAGGACCAAGAAUUUCAUCACGUUUUAUGGCGCACCUGGAGGGAACUUACCAACCUUGUCCUAUGGUGGCACUGCACAACAAUAUGGCACCGUUGACAGUGCUACGUUGAUUGUUGAAUCUGAUUAUUUCGUCGCUGCUAACAUCCAAAUCUCGAAUACUGCACCAAGACCUGAUGGAAAGAGGCCUGGAGCACAAGCAGUAGCAUUAAGAAUUUCUGGAGACAAAGCAGCGUUUUAUAAUUGCAAGCUGUUGGGAUUCCAAGACACAAUCUGUGACGAUAGACAUAGGCAUUUUUUCAAAAACUGCUUAGUUCAAGGCACCGUCGAUUUUAUUUUCGGGAGCGGGAGGUCAUUGUACCUGAACACGGAGUUGAGGGUUCUUGGCGACAGUGGAAUGACAGUGAUAGUGGCACAAGCAAGAACAAUGGACUCACAGGACACUGCCUACGCAUUUGUGCAUUGCGACGUUACCGGAACAGGGACUGGCUCUUACUUGGGUAGAGCAUGGAUGUCUAAUCCCAAAGUCAUUUUUGCUUACACCACCAUGACCAGUGUUAUCAAUCCUGUUGGUUGGAGUGACAACAUGCACACUGAAUAUGAUAGAACUUUAUAUUUUGGAGAGUAUAAAAACUCUGGAGCUGGAGCUGUUCCCGCUGGGCGCGCCAAAUUCUCAAAGCAGCUAAGUGAUGCAGAGGCACAACCUUUCCUCAAUCUUGGUUUCAUUGACGGCUCCAGUUGGCUACUUCCUCCACCAAGAGUCUAA